Molecule: messenger RNA, 1688 nt
Organism: Arachis stenosperma
Lineage: Eukaryota; Viridiplantae; Streptophyta; Magnoliopsida; Fabales; Fabaceae
Exons: 2
Coding region: 784-1545 (253 amino acids)
Source: RefSeq, a predicted model, not a curated record
AGAUUUAUUUCAAUCCCUGUCUCUUAGUCUCUGUCUCUCAGUAUCAGUCUUUCCGUCUCUGUCUCUCCACCAAACGCUACCUAACUUCCCAAUUGCACUAAUUUAGUCCUCCAGAUUAAAAAAAAAUGCAUCAAGGUGGUCCCCCGCAUAUUUUCCGGUCAAAUUCCUUACCGCCGGGAGUGACGUGGCGAAUGAGUGCCAUGCUGGAUGAACGAAAACGACGUCGUAUUGGGUUUUGGCGCUAAAUCCAUUAAUAGACGACACUGUUUCAACUCAGCAUCUACAAAACUUUCAAACCCCCUCCCCCAGUAUUCAAAGAUCACUUCGUCUUCUUCAUCUUCUGCGAACUGAAAGUAUCAAACCCUGGCAUUCUAGACUCCUGGCGUGACUUUUCGAAGUGAAACAAUCUGGAGUUCAGUGGAACCUCUUCAUCGUUGGCUGAAGAUCGGUGAAGGAAGGAGCAAAGAUUCUGCGUGGAAUCUCCUGUGACAGAGGCAGGCAUGCAGAAUAUUACAUAGUAUUUUUCUGUUCUACGUAGUGGUAAGGUAUCGUUCAUUAUGGAUUUUACUUGGGAAUUUGGUGUAGAUUGAUGGGAAACCAUGGAUGCUAUGUUAAUGGAUAGGGUUUUUGCAUUGGGUGGUGCGGGUAGGGGUAAUCGGAAUGCUCUGUUUUCAAACCGAAAAUAUGGACAUUUCUAUAAUGGCAUAGUGACUGAAGUAGUUGUUAGGUAGGGAUUUUGGAAUAUGAUAUGUUGUUGAUUGUGGGUUCUAUAUUUUAGUAAAAAUGUUGUAUAUUUUUUUCCCGAUACAGAUGGAGAAGUUGCUGUAUAUAAUGUUCCAUCAUGGUGGAACGUUUAAGAAGAAUGCUGAUGGAAAGUUGGUUUACUCACCUGACAAUAGAGCUUGCUUAGGUGAUUUAGAUGAGGAUACACUUGAUGUCUUCUUCAUCAGGAACUAUUUCAAGGAGUUGGGAUAUGACAAGGUAGUUGAGUGUUGGUGGCUGGUUUCGGAGAGGAUCUUGGAGGUUGGAUUGAGAGCUCUGACCAUUGAUGAUGAAUUAAGGGAGAUGUGCUUCCAUGCACAGAGAAAUGAUGGCGUAGUCGAUGUUUAUUUCGAACAUGGAGUUUCAACACCUGAACUGUUGGAGGGGAAAGAAGAUGUGCUGUGUCUGGAUUAUAUUCAACAAGAGGAGCCUGGUGGUGAGUUAAACAAGAAGAACACCCCUGAGGAUACCUUAAAUGAAAGCAACAGUACCAAUCCGGCUACAUCGGCAGCUGACAUUCCACCCCCAGUGUAUGGACCGCAAGCUGAAGAGGUUGAAUUAUCCCAACCAAGCUAUGGUGGAAUACAAGAUGAGCAGGCACCACCACCACCAGCAACAAGGCCACCUAAGUUACCAACUAAACGGAAGACCACACCACAACCAGUAACUACUUCUGUCGAUCCCAUGCAAGGAGCAAGUGCAGCCACAUCUUCAAGGUUGGCAAGGUUCAUGAAGAUGGUUCCAACACCACAUUUCAAGGCACCAAGGAAGAAAAACCCUUGAUUGGGAUGUUGUAGCAGCUGCUUUAACAAUAUAUAUGGGAUUUGGUGUGUUUGUUGAUAUUUUGGAUUUUUUGUUAUUUCUCUAAGGGAAUGGCUCUUAUGUAGACUAUAUGGUUUAUUUUGAUUUUCUGGUAGUAGAUAAUU